Messenger RNA from Capronia coronata CBS 617.96, 1035 nucleotides. Its product is annotated as pyridoxine kinase. Bases 1 to 1035 code for a protein of 344 amino acids. Gene Ontology annotation, biological process: pyridoxal 5'-phosphate salvage. Lineage: Eukaryota; Fungi; Ascomycota; Eurotiomycetes; Chaetothyriales; Herpotrichiellaceae. The transcript has 2 exons. Gene Ontology annotation, cellular component: cytosol. The record is from RefSeq and is a predicted model, not a curated record. Gene Ontology annotation, molecular function: pyridoxal kinase activity.
AUGGCCACGUUUGUCAUGGAGACGCUCGGAUGCGAUGUCGGAGCCAUCAAUACCGUCCAGUUCAGUAAUCACACAGGCUAUCGACAAGUCAAGGGCCGCCGAACGCCCGCGCCCGAGAUCCGCGAGCUCUACGAAGGUCUGAAACAAUCCUACCUGACCGACUUCGACGUCUUGCUGUCCGGAUAUGCACCGAGCGCCGAUGUCGUCGAAGUGGUCGGCCAGAUUGCGCGCGACCUUCGGUACCGCGCAACGGUCAAGCCCGGCCGGUUCUUCUGGGUUUUGGAUCCCGUUAUGGGCGACCAAGGUCGAUUAUAUGUCGCAGAGGAUAUUGUGCCGGCGUACAAACAGCUGAUCCGCGAGGCCGAUCUCGUGGUCCCCAACCAGUUCGAGGCCGAGCUGCUCAGCGGAGUGGGUAUCUCGAGUCUCGCGGGCGUGGCGAACGCCGUCAGGUCGAUCCACAAGACAUAUGGGACUAGUCAUGUUAUUGUGACGAGUGUGAGAGUCCCUGAUGCAGCGGCGACAACCAGCGGCGAUGAAUCUACAACUCCCGAAGCAUUGACGGUCGUGGGCAGCAGCAAGACGAAAGACGGCAGCCCUAGACUAUUCAAGAUCAAGGUCUCUCAACUCGACUGCUUCUUCAGCGGCACGGGCGAUAUGUUCGCGGGACUACUGGUCGCUAGGCUACGCGAGGCCUGUGCGGCCAUGAACCUGCUCGACCGGGCCUCGUGGAUGCCGGACGACGAUGUCCAAGGUGUGGAUCUGCCGCUCGCAAAGGCCGUCGAAAAGGUCCUUAGUAGUAUGCAGAUGGUGCUGGAGAAGACUUUGGUCGCGAGAGACGAGGAGAUGCGCCGCUUUGGCCAGAGCCCUGGCGCUAGUGUCGGUGGUGUCGAGGGUCAGGGCAAUGACGGUAAUGACAGUGAGAGUAAGAGGAGGUAUUUGGCCGAGACCAAGGCCGCAGAGGUCAGGGUCGUCAGGAACGCGAAGGACCUGGUUCAUCCGGAGGAGAGAUACAAGGCUGAGCCACUGGAAGUGUGA